UUUCUGCUUCCUCUACGGUUCUUCCUUGUGAAACUGGACUUUCAAGUCGGAGCAGGUACCGGAGUGCGCGAGCUGCCAGAAGUGGGUCUACAGUUUGAACGCACCACUGACGUUCUCUUGUCAGUGAGAAAGCAGCAGCUGUCACAUUUCUGUGCGUCUGUACUUCAUAAACGAUACGUACUUUUACUCUUUAGAAGCAUGGCGCGCGGCCAUCAGAAGAUCCAGUCGCAGCAGAAAAACGCCAAGAAGCAGGCUGAGAUGAAGAAGGCCAAGGGUCACGACCAGAAGACGGCAGCCAAGGCAGCACUGGUGUUCACCUGCUCCGUGUGCAAGUCCCAGAUGCCUGAUCCGAAAACCUUCAAGCAGCACUUUGAGAGCAAGCACCCCAAAUCCCCUCUGCCCCCUGAGCUGGAGGGAGUAGAGGCAUGAAUUGGCCAAACCGGACACCAGAAUCCCAAAGGACCCGAAUAAAACCCGGCACACAGAGAAGCUCUCCAUCUUUGAAUGCCUCCUCCCGGUCCAGUUCUAACUGCUCAUGCUCAGAUACACAUAGGGCUACAAAUCCAAAUCUGGUGAUGAUUUCAGGGCCAACGCAGACCCGCCUAAACCCUAAACUUCCUGUCUUGUGAAUAUAACUCCUAACUAGGCUUCAGUGGAUAAUCCUCAUGAAGGAUUCAGGUUUGGUGGGA
This is a messenger RNA of Nematolebias whitei (Rio pearlfish), 689 nucleotides long. RefSeq names its product zinc finger protein 706-like. The record is from RefSeq and is a predicted model, not a curated record. NCBI's taxonomy places the organism in Eukaryota, Metazoa, Chordata, Actinopteri, Cyprinodontiformes, Rivulidae. The transcript has 4 exons. The annotation marks the transcript as partial.